UUGUAUCAGUGCAAUAAGUGGGCUGGCAUUUUCUCAGCAUGGGCUAGCACAAGAUUGGCAGCCAAUGGAGAAGCAUGACCUGGAAGACCCGCCUAACAUGUGAAGAGUGACGUUAGUUUCAGAGUACUUUUAAUUGGUCGUUCAGGCGUAUUUCAGAUGUUCAUGUGACCCGGAGAACGCAUGGUGCGCUGCAGUAAACGGCACAGGCCUAAAGCCCCUUUAUGCUUGUUUGGUGCAAAUGCUAACUCGUAUUAAACUCGGAAGCUGUUGGCAGCUGGGAAACAUCUCGGAUGAGAAUUCAAUGGAUAUUGACUGUAGACAGGGGAUAGCGAGCACUGAUAGCCCUGUAUGGUUGGGUCAUACCAUAUGCUAACGGGUGUCUGGAUUUCGUCCAUCAAAAUUGUAUAUGCCCGAAGCAAGGACUAGUAUUUAUAUUAUUUUAAUUAUGACGUUUAUAUAUAUAUUAAAGAACUCAAACUUUUACCGGUGACGUAAUGUGACGUCAUUACAAACAUGGCGGCCGACGAAAACACCAACAUUGAACGCGAUAAGGAAAACAUGAUUCUCCUUAACAAGGAAAAGCCAUACGCGUACAUUAAAAGGAGAACAAACCAAGCAAAUAUGAACAUGAAGAAUGAGGUUUGUGAAAGACGCAGCACCACGGAGUACUGCUCAGAGCUCCAGGGCUGGAUGUGGCAGUACUACAGCGGCGCUGUGGGCUGGCAGAGCUGGGUGUCUGUGUGUGCUGCCAUGCCUCACUACCACCCUCUACUACACCCCGGGACCACCACGCCACACAAUGAGUUCACCGGCUUCGAUGCACAGAACUGGUACAACAACCCAUUUGGUCUGCCGUUGUCCACCUACUCGCCGGGUCUCCCCAGCCCCGCCGUGCCGACCGGGCUGCAGGCCCAGGGCAGCAGCUCCCUCCCGGCGGCCACACUGACCCAGCAACAGACCCCGGACCAGCGGAACGCACUCAGACCAGGUCGAGAGUAUAUCAUUCCUUCGCCCUUUCAGAGGCUUGUUGCUGAAAUGGUGGAUUUCUUCAUAUUGUUCUUCAUAAAGGCGACCAUCAUCAUCAGCAUCAUGCACCUGAGUGGGAUGAAGGAUAUCUCCAAGUUUGCCAUGCACUUCAUAGUGGAGGAGAUAGAUGAGGACACCUCCAUGGAGGAGCUUCAGAAGAUGAUGCUUGUAGCCCUUGUCUACCGGGUAUUGGUGUGUUUUUACGAGAUUGCCUGUCUCUGGGGGGCGGGGGGGGCCACCCCGGGGAAACUCCUCCUGGGCCUCCAGGUGGUGAUGUGUGACUCUUCGGUCCUUGUACAGCCUCGCAGGGUCCUGGUGGUGCCGGCCACAGAGGUCUCCCUCUCUGCUUCCACCAUUAGAGCCCUGAACAAGAACUUCUCCAUCGCCUUCUUCUUCCCUGCGUUCAUCACGCUGCUGUUCUUCCAGCACAACAGAACUGUGUAUGACAUGGUGGCCGGCACUAUUGUGGUCAAGCGCACAGGAGCCAGAUGAUCCACAGACAGACCAACACAUUCAGUCGGACAGAUGCUGCGUGCUAUUUAAUACAACACUGACCGUGUGGCUCAGUUUUAUCCUACGUUACAAUGAUUUACUGCAUGAUACAUGACUCCGAUGUGCGACCAGGGUGUCUGAGAUGAAACAUCCAUGUUCUUCAAUGAGAUUUUGUCAUUUUUUCUGAAAAGAUACCUUUUGACAUGCUGCUGAUUUUUUUCCUACAUGCAACUGUGUCCAAUAAUUUAAUUUAAUAACAUGCACUGGUUCUAUUGUAUGACGUAUAAAUCUUAAGACGCAAAGCCUUCUAGAUAGUCACAAAACAAACUUCACAUUAUUCCAGUAGAAGGGUGUUUCUACUUUUGUUUUACUAUUGAAUGACAGGUCUGCAGUUUUGAAAUUCUUAAUUAGUACCUUGAAAUGUGUUCAAAUACAGACAGAAUCACUCUUUAAUAUGAUUACAUCACAUGCAUACAUUUAUACUGCCUUUAAUAUUAUAUGAUGUAUGGCUUUUUGUAAUAUUUGUAAUGACGCCACUAAACCUUCUCAGUCUGACCGUUGUCAUUAAGUAUGCAUGCCAUGUAAUACUUUAUUUGUAUGCCACUCAUAAAAAUAGCAUUUAUUUAAAAAUGUUAGCAAAUGUAGUGUAAAGGUUUUAUUUCAUUACUGUAACAACAGUAAAACCAUGUAUUCUAUUUAUUAUAGCAUCAAAAUGGUACUUGAUAUUUAGUACGUUUGGAUCCUCUUUGGUUUACCCACUGCCAAGCUCAUCUUGCUAUAUCUGAAAAUUAUUCUAUUUUUGAUCAAGUUGUGUUGUCAAAAAAAAGCAUAAUGUUUGUCUACAGUUUAAGAAGUAAUAUUGAUUAUACAUUUAAUGCAGAUCAUUUAACAUUUAUUUUUUAUUUAAAUAAAGAGAGAAUUGUCUUAUUGGAACUAAAUAACUUAACAUUGUUCGAUUUGAUAUUUUCCCCAUGUAUGGUGUAACGAGAUCGCUACACAAAACCUAUUGUCUAGCAUCGAAUGUAUGAUCUUUCAAAUGUCCGGGACACAUUUACAUCCCUUUAGUUUAUUUGCCCAUGAUUGUAAUCGUAAGUAGUCCCUCAGAAAUUAUUCUUGGCUUUGAAAUACUAGAACCCUUUGAUACACUGCAAUUCACCUGAGACCCACCAACUAAAUGGAUUUCAGGUGGUGUCUGGCGACAUCUAGUGGUGGGUGAUUAGGCAUAUUUAGUUGAUAAUUAUAUUUACGAGAUAUACACUUCUUAAGAGACGGUUGAGCAGAAGACUUUAAUAAUUUUAUCAAUGAUAAUUAGGCAGGCGCAUAUAAUUCCCAAAUACAGCCCUUGCAUCUCUUCCUCCGUCUACCUGUCCUCCAUUCAUUCGUUAUUCCAUCAUUUGAUUGAUUUGUAGGGGACAACCCCUUUAUUAAAAGAAAAUGGAGAGAAUAAAAUAACUGCUUUAUCUGAUCUUUAUUUUCAGUUUAAUCGUACCAUUAUCAGCAUUGUAUUUGUACCAGAGGGGAUAGUGGGACACUUGUCAGUCAAUCUGUGCUGCUUUGUAUUUGCUGUAGGUUUCAUAUUGUUCACUCAUUCAUUCCCUAUCUCUCCUUUCAUAUUAAAUCCCCAUCAAGUUCCUUUUUUCA
This is a messenger RNA of Gadus chalcogrammus (walleye pollock), 3159 nucleotides long. Its product is annotated as protein FAM8A1-like. NCBI's taxonomy places the organism in Eukaryota, Metazoa, Chordata, Actinopteri, Gadiformes, Gadidae. The coding region runs from base 514 to 1518 and encodes 334 amino acids. The transcript is spliced from 5 exons. The record is from RefSeq and is a predicted model, not a curated record.